Molecule: messenger RNA, 927 nt
Organism: Entrophospora candida
Lineage: Eukaryota; Fungi; Glomeromycota; Glomeromycetes; Entrophosporales; Entrophosporaceae
Source: the annotation of a GenBank genome assembly
AUUUCUAAAUUGUUACAAUCAAAGAAAACAAGUUCAACUAAUUUAGUAGAGAAAUGUUUAUCACGAAUUACAAAAUACAAUGAUAAAAUCAAUGCUUUCAUAUCAAUUCAUGAUAAAGAUGAGUUAUUUAACAGGGCAAACGAAGCGGAUCAAAGAUUUAAUCGAGGAAAACAUAAAGGUCAUUUAGACGGUAUUCCAAUAGCUUAUAAAGAUGUAUUUUGUACAAAAGAAUUAAACACUACUUGUGCAUCAAAUAUGUUAAAAGAUUUUAAAUCUCCAUACAAUGCAUCAGUUGUAGAAUAUCUUAACAGUGCUGGCGCUAUAAUGAUGGGUAAAACAAACAUGGAUGAAUUUGCAAUGGGAUCGGCAAAUGUCUAUAGUGCUUAUGGACCUGUUCUUAAUCCAAGAAAAUAUAUUUACAAACAAAAAUCUGAAAAAUUUUAUAAAGAAGAGUUAGAGGAGGAUAGAGUUGCUGGAGGUAGCUCUGGAGGCAGUGCAGCAGCUGUUGCAUCUGGAAUGUCACUUGGUUCUGAUAGUGGUGGAUCAGUUAGGCUUCCUGCUUCAUAUUGUGGAGUUAUUGGAUUUAAACCAUCAUAUGGUCAAUGUUCUAGAUGGGGUUUAGUUGCAUAUGCAAAUUCAUUAGAUACAGUUGGCAUUUUGACAAGAACAGUUGAUGACUCUAAAUUAGUAUACGAUUUAAUAUCAAAGUAUGAUGUAAAAGAUUCAACCUCAAUUCCACCAGAGGUACGAGAAUUCAAUAAUUCAAUACCAUCAUUUUUCAAUCCAAAAAAUAACAAUAACCCAAAUGAUUUGAAUGGUUUACGUGUUGGAAUACCAAAAGAAUUCUUUGUAGCUGAAUUGAAUAAAUCCAUUAUUGAUUUAUGGAGAAAAGGAAUUUCAUAUCUUCGCUCAUGUGGUGCAACAAUA